GAAUUUGUUUGUUUACUUCUAGGCGGAAUUUUGGACUUUAUCCUUAUCUAUUCUACUAAAGAAUAUUAUUUAUUCCACAUUUUAGCUAUGUCUGCUGUAAUGCCUGGGUGUGAUAGUGAUGAAGAAGUGUUCUGGGGCCCAGUUACUGCUAGAGAACUCGAAAUUAUAUGGCGAAGUAGGAUGGCUAAUAAAAAAACAGGAGAAAGUGCCAAUCCUGUUGAAAAUUUUACAAAAAACCCAGAACUAAACAAAUCAUCUGGUAAAAAUAUCUGUAGUAUGAACAGCAGUAGCUCAGUCCAGGAAGUACCAUCUUUGCAAGACAUGAGGAAUUCUAGUGAUAAACAGAAGGCAUUGUUUGAAGAAAAUGGCAGUGAGCACAAUACAGAAGAUUCUGAACAUGAAUCUGUUGGAAACGAAUCUACUUUGCCGCUGCUUGAGGCCAGCAUGGUAAUUAAACAAGACCAUGAAGAAAUUGAAGACGUUAGCAAUUCAUCAGGUGGUCACUCCAAUAAUGAUGAUAUUUCUCAUCAGGGAAUACUUGAUAAAAAUGAAGGGCAGGAAGAAUGUGAACCCGAAUCUUCAGACCAAGUAGAUGAUUCAAAAGAGGAUCCUCAAUUAAUUAAAAAUGUUGACUUAGUUCAUGCUAAAGAUACUGAAGAAAAAAUUAAUUCUAUGGUUGAUGAUUUGAACAAAAUUCCUCAAGAAAUAACAGAAUUGCAUCAGACAGAUGAUAUUUGUAUCAGUAGGAUUAAUGCAUCCAAGGAAUAUUGUGAUCCCAGUGGUGAAACUUCUGAUCCUUCAUCAACCAAUUCUAAUGUAAGUAGUUCUGAUGACCAUUCUAAUAAUGAUCAUAAUAUCGAAGUAGUUUGCGAAAUAAAUCACAAUUCACCCGAGCCUGAACAGAUUGGCUCAGUUGAUGUUGACAGUAUGCAACGUAAAUCUACCAAGUUUGAAAAUAUCAAAUUAGUUAAUUCAACUAUUUCAGAAGAUCAGUCAGAACCGAGUGAUUCUAAGAUAAAGUCUACAUUAAACCAAUCAAAUAUCGAAAACAUCCCUCCUGAAGAAAUUGAUGAUGAUAGUGCAGGACAUAAAGAGGUGUCAGAUGAUUUAGGUGUCUCAAAAAAAAUUGGCUCUUUCAGAAAGACCAAUGUUAGCGAUCCUAGGCUAAAUGGUCAUAAUGUCCUUCAAGAAUUAAGUAUUGAAAAUCAGGAAGAUUCCAUCAACUCUUCUCAUGUUUUAAAAAUUGAUCUCAUUGAUAAAGUAGGUGACGGAGGUGCUAAUGGUGCUAGUGAAUCUUCUGAAGAAAAGUCUUUUGUUUCUUUCAAUAGUGAAGAGGAUAAUUGCAUUUCCUCUUCAAACAGUCAGCAUUCUUCGUUGAACCAGGAUUGUCCUGAAACCCUUAUUGUUAAAAACAAAGAAAAUGAAGAACCAUCAUCUAUACAGAGUAAUCAAGAUUGUGUAAAAAGUAAAAUUCCUGUAUCAAAUCAUAUUAAAUCUACUUUUAUAAAACCAGCAAAGUUGCAUCCUACUCCUGGUGCCAUCAAUGAAAAAUGGUUGAAUGAUCUAAAACGGAAGAAAAUCCCUAAACCAAAGAAACCUGAUUACAUGUUAAGUCCAGCCAAGCUAGAAAGCGUUCUAAAAAGUCGUAACCAGCCUAUGUCACCUAAUAAAUCUGAUGUGAAAAGGUCUGCACAACCCAUGUCACCCUACAAAUCUGAUGUGAAAAGGUUUGCACAACCUAAAUCUGCAAUUUCUGCUCCAAAGCCAACACCUGGAAGUUCAAGGACAUUGUUGACUCCUAGAAAAAAACAGUUUGAAUGUAUCAAAAGUCCAAUAUCUGAAUAUAUUAGGACGGGUAUAGGAAUACCAACUGCUAAAAGUCUUCCGGUCCUCCAGUCACCUAAUAGGAUCCCUGUACCAAUAACUGCUAAACAAACUCCUGUUCAGAAACUGCCUCCUAAAUUCUAUUCAAGUGCUGAAAAAUUAGUCGUAAAGCCUGGUUCUUCAUCAGUUCUUAAAAAAACAGAGAAUCGGCCUUUUUUGACCCCUAAAAUCUUCAAGCAUCAAGGUAGAGUUGCCGAUUUAAAGAAACCAGGAGAUAUCAAUGUUGUAACACCGAGAGCUGUUAGAAAAACAAGUUUAACAGAAACAUCAUUCGCUUGUCUUCCACAGUCGUCAAAAGAACUGGAAGUUUCAGUUUUAGAGGAACUCUAGUAAUGUUAUUUGUCGAUUUGAUGCUUUAUUUAAAAUUAAUUUUAUUAUCUGUGACAUAUAAUUGUAAAUAAUUGUUUAUUGUAUUUUUAAAAUAAAUUUUUUAAUGAUUGUUGAUGAAAGAAUAGUGAUUGUUGUAUAGUUUAAAAAUAUUGAAUAAACACUUAAUAACUAAUCCUGGUAGAAAAACACACUGUUAUUAUUUUAUAUAAUAUGCUUUUUUUUAAAUAUAAUUUUUAAUUUAUUAGAUAUUAAUAAGUAUAGGUUGUUAACUAAUUGAGGAUGUAUUAUAAAUAGUAUAUAGAAAAGGAUAAAUUAUCUUGCACCUUGUAUUAAGUAAAUAAAUAUUUGCCUGUUUUAAUAUUGACUAAUAAAUAUUUAAGUAGAUUUAAACCUCUUUGAAAGUGUGAAUGGUGACUACUGUCUGUAAUCCCAGUGAAUAAGUUCUUAAGUUGAAAAUUCUAACUACUUUUAACCUCUUUAAUUUAUUUUUCGGGCAAUUUAUAAUAAAUAC
Messenger RNA from Nezara viridula (southern green stink bug), 2725 nucleotides. Lineage: Eukaryota; Metazoa; Arthropoda; Insecta; Hemiptera; Pentatomidae. The record is from the annotation of a GenBank genome assembly.